AUGGCUCCCAGUGCUGUUCAAAAGUUCCGCCCAGUUGUGAUCUCUGGUCCCUCUGGAACCGGAAAGUCGACCCUCCUAAAGAGACUCUUCGCUGAGUUCCCCGACACUUUUGGCUUCUCCAUCUCUCACACCACUCGUGCCCCCCGCGCUGGCGAACAGGACGGCCGCGAAUACAACUUCGCCACCAAAGAAGCCUUCCUCGAUCUUGUCGCACAAAAUGGAUUUAUUGAGCAUGCUCAAUUCGGUGGCAAUCACUAUGGAACUAGUGUGCAAGCCGUGAAGAACAUUGCCGAGAAGGAGAGAAUCUGUAUUCUCGACAUUGAGAUGGAGGGUGUUAAGCAGGUGAAGAAGACCGACCUCAAUGCUCGCUUCUUGUUCCUUGCGCCACCUUCUUUGGAAGAGCUAGAGAAGCGCUUGCGGGGUCGGGGUACCGAAACCGAGGAUAGCCUACAGAAGCGUUUAGCGCAAGCACACAACGAGCUUGAAUACUCCAAGCAGGACGGUGCCCAUGACAAGAUUGUUGUCAAUGAUGACCUUGAGAAGGCGUAUACCGAACUACGCGAUUGGGUCGUUGACGGUGGUCGUUUUGGAGCUUAG
Penicillium nucicola is the source of this 597-nucleotide messenger RNA. Its product is annotated as guanylate kinase. The transcript is spliced from 4 exons. Gene Ontology annotation, cellular component: cytosol. The record is from RefSeq and is a predicted model, not a curated record. NCBI's taxonomy places the organism in Eukaryota, Fungi, Ascomycota, Eurotiomycetes, Eurotiales, Aspergillaceae. Gene Ontology annotation, molecular function: GMP kinase activity. Gene Ontology annotation, biological process: purine nucleotide metabolic process. Bases 1 to 597 code for a protein of 198 amino acids.